GUCUUUUAUCCAUUAUCUAGCAAGAAAGUUGUAUUUGAGCUUUGUUUUGUGCUAGCUCAGUUCCUUAUGGCUUUCAAACUAAAAGUGAUGUCACUUUUGAAUAUAACUCUUGCUUUAUGGUUAUCUGAGAUCACUGUUGUUGUAGUUGGUUCUAGGUAUGGACCAUGGUCCAGUACUGAAAAGAACUCAAACAUUCAGAACUAUGAUCAUCUUGUUACCAGCUUGCCCGGUCAGCCUAAUGUUGAUUUCCAGCAUUAUGCUGGAUAUGUGACUGUAAAUGAAAUAAGUGGAAGAGCACUGUUUUAUUGGUUCUAUGAAGCCUGGAGCCUCCCAGAUGAGAAACCAUUGGUGCUAUGGCUAAAUGGAGGUCCGGGGUGUUCUUCAGUGGGAUAUGGAGCUACACAAGAGAUUGGGCCAUUCAUUGUGGGCACAGAUGGAAAUGAUCUUCAGUUGAAUCCUUACUCGUGGAAUAGAGAAGCCAAUAUGUUGUUCCUGGAAUCUCCUGUUGGAGUUGGCUUUUCCUACUCCAACACAACUAGUGAUUAUGAAAACCUAGGAGACGACUCCACUGCAAAUGACACUUAUGCUUUCCUGCAUAACUGGUUCAUGAAGUUUCCGUCGUAUCGAACAAGAACAUUUUAUAUUGCUGGAGAGAGCUAUGCAGGAAAAUACGUGCCAGAACUCGCUGGUCUUAUAUACGACCGAAAUAAGGAUCCAUCCCUGUUUAUCAAUCUGAAAGGAAUACUGUUGGGUAAUCCUGAAACAAGUGAUGCUGAGGAUUGGAAGGGUCUUGUUGACUAUGCUUGGAGCCAUGCUGUUGUAUCAGAUGAAACUCACAAAACCAUUAGAGAAUCAUGUGAUUUCAAUAGUAAUGAUACUUGGAGCAACAAUGACUGCAGCGAAGCAGUGGAUGAAGUUCUCAAACAAUAUAAGGAGAUUGAUAUCUACAGCCUCUACACUUCUGUUUGUAUUGCCAACUCUGCAUAUUCAGAUGAAAAAGCACUACAAGUCAUGUUCAAGAAGACCACAUCUAAGAUGAUGCCUCGCAUACUUGGUGGGUAUGAUCCUUGCCUUGAUGAUUAUGCAAAAGGUUACUACAAUAAACCCGCGGUUCAGAAAGCUCUUCAUGUUAGUGAUGGUCUUCAACUCAAGAACUGGACAAUUUGCAAUAUGGACAUAUUCUAUGGGUGGAACUGGUCACAAUCAAAGGAUUCAGUUCUUCCCAUUUACAAGAAACUGAUUGAUGCAAAACUUAGGAUAUGGGUAUAUAGUGGAGAUACUGAUGGAAGAGUACCUGUGUUGUCCACAAGAUACAGUUUAAGCUCUCUGGGCCUGCCUAUAACAAGGGCAUGGAGGCCAUGGUACAACCAAAAGCAGGUUGGCGGUUGGCUUCAAGAAUACGAAGGGCUAACUUUCGCGACAUUUAGAGGAGCGGGUCACGCAGUGCCUAUUUUCAAACCAAGUGCAUCACUUGCAUUCUUCACUUCAUUUCUUCAGGGGGAAUCUCCACCGUCUCAUCGAUAAGUUACUAGAGUUUCUCAACAUUUGCAGUAAAAAAGAUUUUGACUCUAGAUAUUUAAACUAUUAGCUUAAGAAGCUCAAUAAUGGCCCUAUGCUACAAAAAGAGAGAUCCUAUUGAAUUUUGAUGUUUGGGUUCUCUAAAUAUAUAAGAAAAUAAAUGGAAACCCUUUUAAUAUGAUCUAAUAAGAUAUGAUCUUUAUUAUGUUUUGAA
This is a messenger RNA of Helianthus annuus (common sunflower), 1732 nucleotides long. RefSeq names its product serine carboxypeptidase-like 31. Gene Ontology annotation, biological process: proteolysis. The transcript is spliced from 10 exons. Gene Ontology annotation, cellular component: vacuole. NCBI's taxonomy places the organism in Eukaryota, Viridiplantae, Streptophyta, Magnoliopsida, Asterales, Asteraceae. Bases 67 to 1524 code for a protein of 485 amino acids. The record is from RefSeq and is a predicted model, not a curated record. Gene Ontology annotation, molecular function: serine-type carboxypeptidase activity.